GUGGUGUUGUGAGCCCCGUUUUGGUAUAGGCGUCUAUGAAUCUUACUUCUUAGGUGGCCUUAGGUUUCCUUUAAAUGCCUUCGCUAGAGAGUUAUUAGUUAAGUUAGGUUUAGGUGUUUGUCAAUUCAAUCCUAACGCAUGGAGACUAAUUAUCUCCAUGCAAAUUUUGUGGAGGGAAGUUUUUGGUAGGGACCGUCCUCUUACAGUGGACGAGUUCCUUUAUUGUUAUAAACCUUCUGCCAUAAGUCAAUCUGAAGGUUUUUAUCAGUUUACUGCUAGAGGGAAUGAUUGUAGGUUGAUCAAAUCCCUAGCUUCGUCUGAUAGGAAAUGGAAGACGGAGUUCAUUUUUGUUUCAGGCUUCUGGGCAGGGAACCCUGUGGACGUUGGCAGGGAUCCCUUUCCCCCUUACACUGGGGACCUAGGGAACCUUCGUCCAGAAGCUGCCAAACGUCCGUCUUUGAGCAAAUUUCACCGCGACCGCGUCCACAGGGCUCGUCUACAUACAGACAGGAGCUUUCGUUCUCUUGUCACGCUUAGACGUCUAGCCAAGUGGGGUUUAGGUCCUGAGCCUUCAGACGAAGCUAUCGCCCACGAAGUUACUGUGCGAAAAAGAAUGUCAACAAUGAAAGAGAACAGAGGGAAGGAGAUUGCAGGAGAGGGGAAACGUCCUGAGAGUCAGACCCAGGAUCGUCCUGAGGGUCAGACACGUCCAUUGGCUGGGGACAAAAGGAAGUUCUUGCCAAAAAACAUUGACUUGGAAGGGCUCCCCAGUCGUAGAGACAAAAGGGUUAAGUCAGGCUCGUCCAAGGUGGUCAAGUCCAAACCUCCCCAGUCCCAGCCUGCCGCCCAGAUAGUUGAUGUGGACUCGUCCACUCCAGUGGAGUCCACGCCGUCCAAGACUCCACCCAGAACUCCUUUGGCCAAGUCUACCACGCCUGGCUCGUCCCAGCCUUCUACGAGCAUUAUUGAGAACGAAGACCUGGCUUGGGAACGUUUCCAGAUAGCUGUCAAGGACGAGGAUAUAAACAUGUGCUAUAACAUGGGCUUGAAGGAAUUUGAGCAUUCAGGCGUCCAUGACCUCUUCAAGGUAUGCCAGUAUCUCUCAUCCUUAUUUGGUUAGCCACUUUUCCUUAUUUAAUCACUCUAUGUUGCU
Quercus lobata is the source of this 1153-nucleotide messenger RNA. RefSeq lists its product as uncharacterized. NCBI's taxonomy places the organism in Eukaryota, Viridiplantae, Streptophyta, Magnoliopsida, Fagales, Fagaceae. The record is from RefSeq and is a predicted model, not a curated record. The coding region runs from base 158 to 1120 and encodes 320 amino acids. The transcript is spliced from 3 exons.